Molecule: messenger RNA, 1110 nt
Organism: Aspergillus novofumigatus IBT 16806
Lineage: Eukaryota; Fungi; Ascomycota; Eurotiomycetes; Eurotiales; Aspergillaceae
Product: heme-dependent oxidative N-demethylase family protein
Exons: 4
Coding region: 1-1110 (369 amino acids)
Source: RefSeq, a predicted model, not a curated record
AUGGAGACUCUACCUCGAAAGAACCCCAUCCAUGACCUUAUUCCUAGUCCUGGGGAUUGGGACAUUCGCAUUCGCAUUCGCAUUCACAUUCACAUACUAUCGCAAGAUCAAGAUACCCCCCAUCACCCCCUCCCCAACUUCAACUGGGAAACCACCGAACCACUCCUGCUCCGUCCCUUCAAGCCAAAAUACCACUUGACGAUGGCCCUCUCCACCAUCCCCAUCUCAGAGCUCAUCCCCAUGGACAACACCUACAAAGAGCGGAUGGCGCUGCGCGGCUCUCUACUAAAGGAGUACCCCGACGUGGUACUCGGCGUGCACGAUGAAACUGAUCCGCGGAUCCGCCGCGCAGUAGGUGAAUUGUACGGCUUUAUUAUGGGGACGUAUCUGCCCGCGCGGUAUCCGACGAUGUUUUCCCUUUCGGGCACCAAGUCGGUGGUGUUGCAGAAUAAGGUCUUGGGGAAGACGUAUCCCGUAGACAUGGAAGAGGGGAUGUCUGUCCUCAGAGCCCUAGAGAGCCUGGGCCAGACAGUCGAUGAGGAAUUCCUUAUCCUCUUGCCUGAGAAGACGCAGGACGCCGGGGGAGAAGAGAGAUAUUUCCUAGCGGCGUACACCGCAUACUUUCCCUCAGGGUUCGACACGCGCACGAAACUUGGUCUGCGGCUUUCAGCAAUCCAUGACCCGGUCCCCGGGUACAAGGAGAAGCUGGAGCGGAGCAUGGAUCGGUUCUUUGCGCGCGUGGAGGUGGGGAAGGUCGUGGCGAGGGUGAACUGGAGUAUUACGACGGAGACGGGGCUGUUUGCUGCGUUUGGGGGCGUGCAUGGCUCUGCUGCGGCUGGGAAGGAGGAGAUUGAGCCGGGGAUGUUGGAUGUUGAUUCGACGGUUGUCCGGUGUGAGCGGCAGACGCUGCAUCGGCUGCCUCGGAGCAAGGCGCUGGUCUUUGCGUUCCAUACGUACACGUAUCCUCUGCAGACGAUCAAGGAGGAAGGGCUGGGCGAGGAGCUGGCGACGGCGAUUGAUGGGUUGAAGGCGGGCAAUGUGCCCGGGAUGCAUUGGUACAAACGGGUUUCUGUAUGGGGCGAGGCCGUCAAGCACUUUCUACGUAAUUGA